AUGACAACACUACACAUGUGCUUGAUGUACUACUAUCAAACAACUCGCUUUCAUUGCGAGACGCCGUGGACAUUCACGUCGGAUGGUUGAUCGUUUAUCUUAGUUGUAGCCUCUGGACGAGCGUCGGUGCGGUUUCAGCUUUAUAACAGACUGAUUGACUGAAGUGUGUGAUCUGAAACGGAGAAACAGCGCGCGAGCGAGCAAACACUCCGACGUGAGCGAGGACUAAACUUCUCAGCGAGAGGGAGAAAGAGAAGAUGUGCUUAUAAAAACACUCGUCCUUCUUAACAGGUAAUUGAUUAUAAUUGGCCGUUAGCUCCUGCGAGCUGAUUGGCUCCUGCAGUGAUGGAUCUGAAGGACAGACGGCAGCGCUCUUUGACACGGGGACAGUGCGGAAAGGAUAUUCACUAUGCUACUUCCUCCAUGGAUGGUGAGAACUGCCAUAUAGUGUCACAGAGAUCCUACAGCUCCAGCAAGACGCUAAAGGCCUACCAGCAGGACGGACGUCUGCGCUAUGGAGGAUGUGUCGCAGAGCUCGUACACCAGGAGAAAGAGCAAUACGUCAGACAAGGGAGCUUUGCAUUGGCUGAUCUGGGCAUGUGUGAAUCCACCUCGUCAUCGGCUGUGUAUUGUUCCGAUAUAAGUCUGCUCCAGGAUGCAUACGCUCUGAACACCGGGUCCGACGCGGACUCUGACCCCGAGGCGGUCAUGACCCCAGAGCGUGCCGUUCAGAUGUGGAGCGGACAGCCCUUGAAGUCCCGCCGCAGCUCCUGCCUGUCCAGCCCCGACCACUCGGUUCUCACCCUCACCGAUUCUGAGAACGAGCACAAGUCGGAUGACGAAUCAGGUCGCCCCCUCCCUCCCACACCUUCAUCCAGCCUGCUCCCCCCAGCCCCUCCUCCCCCCUCCGCCCCCUUGCACCAGACCGCCACCUCCAUCAGGGAGUGUCAGAUGCCCCUUUUGGACAGCGGCUCGUCCCAUGCCAUACUGGACCCCCCUCCCGAUGACGAGUUCUCUCCCAACUCCUACCUGCUCCGUGCACAGCCACCCACCACCGGUGCAUCCAGUCAUCACAGUCAUGCCUCGCUUCGACCUCCUCUGCCCCCACCACACAACCACCACCACCAGUCGUUGGCUAAUUCCCUCAACCGCAGCACCCAGGCCAGCCGCAGGAACCCCCAAAGCCACGCACCCGCUGCGGCCCCCGCGGAUGGACCCUCCACUCCUGAAUCCGUUCAGCUCCAGGACAGUUGGGCUCUUAACAGCAGUGUCCCGCUGGAGACACGGCACUUUCUCUUUAAGACACCGUCUGGGAGCACUCCUCUAUUUAGCAGCUCAUCGCCAGGUUAUCCCCUGACCAGCGGUACCGUCUACUCUCCCCCGCCCCGGCUUCUACCCAGAAACACCUUCUCCAGGAGCUCCUUCAAGCUGAAGAAACCCUCCAAGUACUGCAGCUGGAAAUGCGCCGCCGUAUCUGCUAUCGCAGCCGCUGUGCUGCUAGCCAUCCUGCUCUCUUAUGUCAUAGCUCUUAAUCUGCUUGGCUUAAAUUGGCGGCUGAAACCCGCUGAAGGGCAUCUAGUGAGCACUGGCCUCAGCAUGAGUAUACCUGGCAUCGGUGACGGGGCAACAGCACCCUCCGGAGGCAGAGGGCCGUGGGUGUUGAAGAACAGCAGUAUAAACAGCGGGGAGCUGAUGCUGGGUCAACGGAUCAGUCAGGAUGUUCCUCCGGGCGUCUUCUGGAGGUCUUUACUUCACCUGCGCCAGCCACACUAUCUCAAGUUCAACAUCUCCCUGGGCAAGGACGCGCUGUUUGGGGUCUACAUGCGGAAAGGCCUGCCUCCUUCACACGCUCAGUACGACUACAUGGAGAGGCUUGAUGGAAAGGAGAAGUGGAGCGUGAUAGAGUCUCCUCGCGAGCGCCGCAGUAUUCAGACCGUCGUGCAGAAUGAGGCAAUUUUUGUGCAGUAUUUGGACCCCGGCACCUGGCAUUUGGCAUUUUACAACGACGGCAAAGAGAAGGAGCCCGUCUCGUUCAGCACCGUGGCUCUAAACUCGGUAGAAGAGUGCUCCCAGAAUUGCCAUGGAAACGGAGAGUGCAUAUCAGGAGCGUGUCAUUGCUUCCCAGGGUUCCACGGCACGGACUGCUCCAAAGUGGCGUGUCCCGUGCUGUGCAGCGGGAACGGACAGUACAGCAAGGGUCUGUGCAUGUGCUACAGCGGCUGGAAGGGGCUGGAGUGUGACGUACCGCAGGGGCAGUGCAUCGACCCCAGCUGCGGCGGUCGCGGGACCUGCACCCAGGGCAGCUGUGCUUGUGAAGCAGGUUACCGCGGCGAAUCCUGUGAGGAAGUGGAUUGCAUUGACCCUACGUGUUCUGGACACGGCAGCUGCGUGUCCGGUCAGUGUCACUGUAAGCUGGGUUGGUCAGGACUUUUGUGUGACGUGUCCAGAGCCCAGUGCCCAGAUCAGUGCAACGGCCACGGAACCUACAGCCCAGACACGGGCCUCUGCAACUGUGACCCCAACUGGAUGGGCCCCGACUGCUCGACGGAGGUAUGUUCAUCAGAUUGUGGCAGUCAUGGCGUGUGUGUUGGAGGUGUUUGCCACUGUGAGGAGGGCUGGACAGGCACAAGCUGUGACCAGAGACUGUGUAGCCCACAGUGUGUGAAACACGGAACCUGCAGAGACGGAAAGUGUCAGUGUGAGCAGGGCUGGAAUGGAGAACACUGCACCAUCGAUGGGUGUCCUGGGCUGUGCAAUGGGAAUGGGCAAUGCAUCAUGGGGCAGAACAGCUGGCACUGUGAAUGUCACACUGGUUGGAGAGGCCCGGGAUGCAACGUUGCCAUGGAGACCUCCUGCAACGACAACAAAGACAAUGAAGGAGAUGGACUGGUGGACUGCAUGGAUCCGGACUGCUGUACACAGAGCUCAUGUUUGGCCAAUCCUCUGUGCCGUGGAUCACGUGACCCACUCCAGGUCAUUCAACAGAGCCAAUCAGAGGUCGAGAAAGUGCCCUCGUUCUAUGACAGAAUUAAGAUGCUCGUGGGUAAAGACAGCACUCACGUCAUUCCAGGAAUCAACCCUUUCAAUGCCAGCCUGGCAUCACUGAUUCGAGGUCAGGUUUUAACGUCAGACGGGACUCCUCUGGUGGGCGUCAACGUUACCUUUGUGAAGUAUCCUCACUAUGGUUACACCAUGACCCGACAAGACGGCACAUUUGAUCUGGUAGCCAAUGGCGGAGGCUCUCUGACUCUGCGUUUCGAGCGCGCUCCGUUCCGAAGUCAGGAGCGCACGGCGUGGCUACCCUGGAACCGUUUUUAUGCCAUGGACACUGUGAUGCUCCAGACGGAAGAGAAAAUCAUGGCCAGCUGUGAUCUGAGUGGUUUCGUAAGGCCGGAUCCCAUCGUACUGCCCUCUCCACUGUCCUCCUUCUUCAGCUCCGACCCUUCAGAGAGACACAUUCUCCCAGAGAGUCAGGUCCUUCACGAGCAGAUGGAGAUUCCCGGCACCAGUCUGAUACUGUGCUAUCUGAGCUCCAGGACCUCAGGCUACCUCUCUCUUCUCAGAGUCAUCAUGACCCCGGCGAUCGUGCCUCUCAGCCUGGCCAAAGUUCAUCUUAUGGUGGCCGUGGAGGGUCAUCUCCUCCAGAAGUGGUUCCAUGCCUCCCCUAACCUGGCAUACACCUACAUCUGGGACAAGACUGAUGCCUACAGGCAGAAGGUCUACGGCAUCACCGAGGCUUUAGUGUCGGUGGGAUACGAGUACGAGACGUGUCCCAGUCAGGUCCUGUGGGAAAAGAGAACGGCUGUGCUGCAGGGGUACGAGCUCAACCCGUCAAAUCUGGGCGGCUGGUCUUUAGACAAACACCACAUGCUGAACGUCCGCAGCGGUAUUCUACACAAGGGCAGUGGGGAGAACGUCUUCCUGUCCCAGCAGCAGCCCCCCAUCAUUAAUAGCAUCAUGGGUAACGGGCGGAGGCGUAGCAUCUCCUGCCCAAGCUGCAGUGGGAUGGCCGAGGGCAACAAGCUGCUGGCACCGAUAGCCCUUGCCUGUGACGGAGAAGGCAACCUGUAUGUGGGUGACCUUAACUUUGUGAGGAGGGUCUAUCCGUCCCUCAAUACGACAGCUGUACUGGAGCUCAGGAAUAAAGAUCUGAGACACAGCAACAGUCCAAGUCAUAAGUACUAUUUGGCGGUGGAUCCAGUGUCAGGUACUCUGUUCCUGUCAGACACCAACUCACGGCAGAUCUACCGCGUGCGAGCUCUAAACGGGGCACGCCCGCUGCUGGAUAACGCUGAGGUGGUGGUGGGAACGGGAGAGCAGUGCGUCCCGUUUGAUGAGGCUCGCUGUGGUGACGGCGGCAAGGCGAUGGAGGCCACGCUGAUGAGCCCAAGAGGGGUUGCGCUGGAUAAGAAUGGCCUGAUGUAUUUCGUGGAUGCCACCAUGAUUCGAAAAGUGGAUCAGAAUGGCAUUAUUUCCACUUUGAUAAAGACCAAUGACUUGACUGCAGUCAGACCUCUCAGCUGUGACUCCAGCAUGGACGUCAGCCAGGUUCGUCUGGAGUGGCCUACAGACCUGGCCAUCAAUCCUAUGGACAACUCUUUGUACGUGCUGGAGAACAACGUCAUCCUGCGUAUCUCUGAGAACCACCAGGUCAGCAAAAUCGCAGGGCGGCCCAUGCACUGUCAGGUCCCUGGCAUUGAUUACUCGCUCAGCAAGCUAGCCAUCCAUUCUGCCUUGGAGAGCGCAACGGCCAUAGCCAUUUCCCACACAGGUGUGCUCUACAUCGCUGAAACCGACGAGAAGCGCAUCAACCGCAUUCGCCAAGUUAGCACCAGCGGCGAGAUCUCCCUGCUAGCUGGCACGGCUUCUGAAUGCGACUGCAAGAAUGAUGUCAACUGCAACUGUUUUUCGGGAGACGAGGGCUACGCCGCUGAUGCUGGUCUUAACUGUCCUGCUUCAUUGGCUGUGUCACCAGAUGGGACCCUGUAUAUCGCCGACCUCAACAACAUCCGUGUUCGAGCCAUUCGUGUCAACCGUCCUAACGCCACAGCGAGCGGACAGUAUGAAGUGGGUUCGUCGUUGGAACAGGAGCUGUAUCUGUUCAGUCCUGAUGGACUUCACAGGCAGACGAUCAGCCUCAUCACGGGCUUGGCCUUGUAUAAUUUUACCUACGGGCUGGACGGAGAGUUGGCGGCAAUUACCGACGCCUCUAACAACACGCUUCGGGUGAGAAGGGAAGCCUCUGGGUCCAUCAGGCUUGUUCUGUUGCCAGAGAACCAGGUGGUUACUCUUGGAAUGGACCCAGCUGGAAGCCUGCGCUCCGUGUCCGCCCUCAGCCAGGAAGUGGCACAGCUCAGUUACGCCUCUAACACAGAACUUUUGGCUUCCAAGUCAGAUGAGACGGGAUGGACCAACUUUUACAACUACGACAGCGAAGGUCGUCUAACCAACGUCUCGUAUCCCACUGGUGUAGUAACCAGCCUGCAUCGGGAAAUGGAGGAGUCUAUUAAUAUUGACAUGGAGAGCUCAAACCGAGAUGAUGAAGUCACCGUUAUCACAAAUCUUUCCUCCGUAGAGGCCUCAUACACUGUGGUUCAAGACCAAGUGAGGAAUAGCUAUCAGCUGUACCACAAUGGCACCCUACGAGUGUCCUACGCCAAUGGAAUGGGAAUGAGCUUUCACACAGAGCCACACAUCCUCGCUGGAUCCGUGAGCCCUACCAUUGGCAGACGCAACAUCACAUUACCCACUGACAGCGGCCUCAACUCAAUCGAGUGGCGUAUGAGGAAAGAGUUGACCAAAGGCAAGGUCACAGUGUUCGGGAGGAAGUUGCGCGCCCACAGCAGGAACCUGUUAUCCAUCGAUUACGACCGCAACACCAGAACAGAGAAGAUCUACGACGACCAUCGCAAGUUCACGUUGCGCAUCAUCUAUGACGCCCAGGGCCGGCCGGCCACCUGGCUUCCCAGCAGUAGCCUGGCCCUGGUUAAUGUCUCUUACUCGCCCACCGGCCGUCUGGUGGGGUUGCAGAGGGGCAGCAUGAGCGAGAAGAGCGAGUUUGACACAUUUGGACGGAUCUUGUCUCGAACCUUCGUUGAUGGGAAAGUUUGGAGCUUUAGCUACUUAGACAAGUCUAUGGUGUUGCUCCUUCAGCAGAGUCAGAAACAGUACGUCUUUGAUUACGACACAGCCGGACGGCUCACAGCGGUCACUAUGCCGAGCAUGGCCAGACACACUAUGGCCACCCAUGUGUCUGUCGGUUACAUCCGCAACACCUAUAACCCCCCCGAAAGCAAUGCCACGGUCAUCCACGACUUUAGCGAGGACGGGCGUCCACGCGCCACCUUCCACCUCGGAACAGGCCGCCGUGUGCUCUACAAGUACGGGAAGCUGGGAAAGCUGUCUGAGAUCCUGUACGACGCCACUGCCGUCACCUUCGGCUAUGAUGAGACCACCGGUGUCCUCAAGAUGGUUAACCUGCAAAGUGGAGGCUUCUCCUGCACCAUCCGCUAUCGCAAGCUGGGCCCCCUGGUGGACAAACAGAUGUAUCGCUUCUCGGAAGAAGGUAUGGUCAAUGCUCGAUUUGACUAUACCUAUCACGAUAACAGCUUCAGGGUGGCCAGCAUAAAGCCGGUGAUAGGGGAGACCCCACUUCCUGUUGACCUUUACCGCUAUGACGAGAUCUCCGGUAAGGUGGAACACUUCGGCAAGUUUGGCAUCAUAUACUAUGACAUCAACCAGAUCAUCACCACAGCAGUGAUGACGCUCAGUAAACAUUUCGACGCGCACGGACGCAUCAAAGAGGUGCAAUAUGAGAUCUUCCGCUCUCUGAUGUAUUGGAUGACGGUGCAGUACGACAGCAUGGGACGCGUUAUCAAGCGCGAACUGAAGAUCGGUCCUUAUGCUAACACCACGCAGUACCGCUACGAAUAUGAUGGCGAUGGCCAGCUAGUGGGCGUAAAAGUUGAUGAUUGGUCGACUUGGCGCUACAGCUACGACCUGAACGGCAACCUGCAUCUGCUGAACCCUGGUAAUAGCGCACGUCUACUGCCGCUACGCUACGAUCUACGAGACCGCCUCACACGGCUCGGCGACAUGCAGUAUCAGCUCGAUGAAGACGGCGUGCUGGCACAGAGGGGUUCGGAUGUAUUCGAGUACAACUCGAAAGGGCUCCUCGAGAGAGCCUACAGCCGAACACCAGGGGGUUGGAGCGCCCGUUACCGCUAUGACGGCUUGGGCCGCCGCGUCUCCCGUAGAACCGGCGAUGGCGAGCAUCAGCAGUACUUCUACGCCGAUUUGAACUACCCCACUCGGGUCACCCAUGUCUACAACCACUCCAAGGCUGAAAUCACCUCUUUUUACUAA
This is a messenger RNA of Triplophysa rosa, 7365 nucleotides long. RefSeq names its product teneurin transmembrane protein 2b (gene tenm2b). Gene Ontology annotation, cellular component: neuron projection; membrane. The transcript has 28 exons. The coding region runs from base 346 to 7365 and encodes 2339 amino acids. Gene Ontology annotation, molecular function: protein heterodimerization activity; cell adhesion molecule binding; protein homodimerization activity. Gene Ontology annotation, biological process: heterophilic cell-cell adhesion; signal transduction; neuron development. Lineage: Eukaryota; Metazoa; Chordata; Actinopteri; Cypriniformes; Nemacheilidae. The record is from RefSeq and is a predicted model, not a curated record.